AUGGCUUCCAAUAUUCGUCUAUCUUUGUGGUUCUCUUAUAUUGCAAGUCUUCACUUAAGUUUUACUUUGGCUCGCUCUGAUAAUUAUAUCAUUCAUAUGGAUUUAUCAGUUAUGCCAAAAGUAUUCUCAAAUCAACAUAGUUGGUAUGAAUCCACUCUUUCUCAAGUUACUCCUACCAACAAUAUUCUCAAGUCUACCUCUUCUAAAAUUAUUUAUACAUACAACAAUGUUAUGAAUGGUUUCAGCGCGAAUCUAUCACCAGAAGAGCAUGAAGCUCUCAAAACCUCCCCCGGUUACAUCUCUUCAAUACCUGAUUUACCGCUGAAGCUAGACACAACACAUUCACCUCAAUUUCUUGGCCUUAAUCCCGACAAAGGAGCAUGGAAAACUUCAAAGUUUGGUCAAGAUAUAAUCGUUGGUGUGGUUGACACCGGUGUUUGGCCAGAAAGUGAAAGUUUCAAAGAUCAUGGAAUGACUAAAGUUCCUUCUAAAUGGAAAGGUCAAUUAUGUCAAUUUGAAAAUACAAACAAUUCAUCUUUUUGCAACAAGAAACUCAUUGGAGCUAGAUUCUUCAACAGAGGGUUCUUGGCAAAAUUUUCUAACAUAAGUGCAACGAUUGUGAACACCACACGUGAUGAAGAUGGUCAUGGGACCCACACUUCGACAACAGCAGCCGGAAGUAGAGUAGAUGGUGCAUCUUUCUUUGGUUAUGCAAAUGGAACAGCUAGUGGAAUAGCUUCAUUAUCUAGAGUCGCCAUCUACAAGACUGUGUGGGGACCAAAAGGAGAUGCAGUAUCAUCUGAUGUAAUAGCUGCAAUUGAUGCUGCAAUAGCCGACGGUGUUGAUGUUCUUUCAUUAUCACUAGGCUAUAGCAAUGUGUCUUUGUAUGAAGAUGGUGUUGCUAUAGCAACAUUUGCAGCUAUGGAGAAAGGUGUUUUUGUUUCUACUUCAGCUGGAAAUGAUGGUCCUUCCUAUAAAACUCUUCACAAUGGAACACCAUGGGUGACAACUGUUGCUGCUGGCACUCUGGAUCGCGAAUUUCGGGGGAGUCUUUCACUUGGUAAUGGAGUCUCAGUCACUGGUUUUGCUUCUUAUCUGGGAAUCUUCUCUAAUAGUAAUAUUCCAAUUGUUUUCAUGGGUAUGUGUGAUAAUAUUACUGAACUUAUCAAAGUGAAGAGCAAGAUUGUGGUUUGUGAAAACAAUAAUGGAACUCUUUCUAGCCAAUUUUAUAAUGUGGCUGAAGCAAGAGUUGUUGGAGGUGUUUUCAUAUCAAACAUAUCUGAAAUUGAAAUGUCACAACUCUUAUGGCAGCCGCUUCCAUUGAUCAUUAUUAACCAGAAAUAUGGAGAAAUUGUCAAAGAUUACAUACAGAGUAACUCUAACUCUAGUUCAGUAGCAAAAAUGUCUUUCAAGAUAACAUCUUUUGGUGUUAAACCAACACCUAGUCUGGAUUAUUAUAGUUCAAGAGGGCCUUCAAAUAGUUGUCCAUAUGUUUUGAAACCUGACAUUACAGGUCCUGGUACAUCAAUCUUAGCUGCAUGGCCUACAAAUAUUCCUGUGUUGAGUUUUGGGUCUUAUAAAAUCUUCAACAAGUUCAAUUUUCUAACUGGAACAUCUAUGUCAUGUCCUCAUGUUGCUGGUGUAGGAGCACUUUUGAAAGGAGCGCAUGGCGAUUGGAGCCCUGCAGCUAUUAGAUCGGCAAUGAUGACAACAUCAGACAUACUUGAUAAUACUAAAAAACACAUCAAAGAUCUUGCAACAGAUAAAGAAGCAACCCCUCUUGCACUGGGAGCUGGUCACAUCAACCCCAAUAGAGCACUUGACCCUGGUCUUGUUUAUGAUGUUGGCGUACAAGAUUAUGUUAAUCUUCUUUGUGGACUUAACUUUACACAGAAAAACAUCUCCGCCAUUACACGAUCCUCUUUCAGUGAUUGCUCUAAACCGUCAUUGGAUCUCAAUUACCCUUCUUUUAUUGCUUUCUUCAAUGCUAGAAAUUCUUCUUCAAAAACCACACAACAUUUUCACAGAACAGUUACCAAUGUUGGUGAAGGUCGAACGACUUAUGUUGCUAGCAUUACUCCAAUUAAAGGGUUCCGUCUCAGCGUUAUCCCAAAUAAAUUGGUGUUCAAGAAAAAGAACCAGAAGAUAAGUUAUAGGUUGAGCAUUGAAGGUCCAACAAUGAGACAAAAUAAUAUAGAAUCUUUUGGAUAUCUCACUUGGAAGGAUGGGAAGCAUGUAGUUAGGAGCCCUAUUGUUGUAACCAAUAUGUAA
Molecule: messenger RNA, 2271 nt
Organism: Trifolium pratense (red clover)
Lineage: Eukaryota; Viridiplantae; Streptophyta; Magnoliopsida; Fabales; Fabaceae
Product: subtilisin-like protease SBT3
Exons: 1
Coding region: 1-2271 (756 amino acids)
Biological process (GO): proteolysis
Molecular function (GO): serine-type endopeptidase activity
Source: RefSeq, a predicted model, not a curated record